GGAAAAUAAAAAACAGGAUUACAAGAAAAGAAGAAGAUUUCUUUAAAUUCGGGACAAACUGAAGCUGAAAUGAGUUCUCCGGCUCUGCUCCACCUGCUGCGAUGCGCUCGCUCCUCCGUCACCAGGAGAACCUUCCUCACCUGCACCGCCUCACGCCAGGUCGAUCUGCCUCAAGGGGGCGGGGCUUUGCCCGGGGUGCGGCGGGCCAGCGGGUCGACUCGCUUCGACUCGUUUGGCAUCUGGGACAACCGAAUAGAAGAACCGGUACUACGGCCCCCCGGGCCCCCCCACGGAGAAGCCACUCCACGGGUCGGUCUGUCCCGGGUCGGCAGCGCCUCCGUCCUGGGUCUCAGGAGGCAGAACGAGGACCGCCUCAGCGUGGCCCGUAUCCAUGACGACCUGCUCUAUUUCGCCGUGUUCGAUGGCCACGGCGGUCCACACGCCGCCGACUACUGCUCCACCUUCAUGGAGAAGUUCAUCAGAGACGCUCUGGAGGAGGAGGACGACCUGGAGAAAGUUUUGAAGAAAGCCUUUGUAGACGUAGAUGAGGCUCUACACACACACCUGAGCUACUUCAACAAUGACUCCUUUCUGACAGCCGGUACCACGGCAACGGUUGCUAUGCUACGCGGCGGCGUGGAGCUGGUUGUCGGCAGCGCCGGCGACAGUCGGGCGCUGCUGUGCAGGAAGGGAAGAGCCAACAAGCUCACCAGAGACCACACCCCUGACCACAAGGACGAGAGACGCAGGAUCCAGAGGUCCGGAGGCUUCGUGACGUGGAACGGCGUGGGCGAGGCCAACGUCAACGGGCGCCUCGCCAUGACGCGCAGCAUCGGAGACUUCCACCUGAAGGCCAGCGGCGUCAUCGCCGAGCCGGACACGCGGCGCCUCGCAGUCCAGCACGCCAGCGACUCCUUCCUGGCGCUGACCACCGACGGCAUCAACUUCCUGCUGAGCGACCAGGAGAUCUGUGAUGUCAUCAACCAGUGCCACAACGCUGCGGAGGCCGCCGAUGUCAUCGCUCAGCGGGCGCUGCAGUACGGCUCGGAGGACAACGCCACCGCCAUCGUGGUCCCGCUGGGAGCCUGGGGGCAACAUCAGAGCUCCGCCGGCGUCUACAGCCUGAGCAGAACCUUCUCCUCCAGCGGGAGAUGGGCAUAGACGACGCACACGCAUACCCUUAUGUCAUUUUUUAAAUCACUUAAAUCAUAACAUAUGUAAAAGUAACGUGAUACCAGAGGUAUUUUUAUAUAGUUUCUCAAAUGUGAGUUUUAUUUUGUUAAAAUCUACAGUUAGAAUAUUUUAUAUUUGGCCUUCAGGGACUUCAGGUGUUCAGACUCAGAGCUCUAAGGAGGAGAUUUUAAUUUGAAAAAAAAGCUUAAUUUCUCCAAUUCACAAGAGUGUUUUUGAAGAAGAUCCCAAAUCCUCCACCAGUGCUGUGACCUGUUUUAAAUCAGCUGAUUUCAUCUCAGAGGUCCAGAUGGAAUCUGAGUGAAGAGGCGUUUCUAAAUGAAGAAACAAAUUCCUACAUGUGACCAUAACAACAAGGCAAACACACACAGACACACACACACACACACACACAGAACUUGAUCCAGAAAACUACGUGACUGCCUGCGUGUGUGUUGACCCUAAAGAUAUUUAUGACGUCAGU
Pungitius pungitius (ninespine stickleback) is the source of this 1654-nucleotide messenger RNA. It is a transcript of the gene ppm1ka, whose product is annotated as protein phosphatase, Mg2+/Mn2+ dependent 1Ka. Gene Ontology annotation, biological process: peptidyl-threonine dephosphorylation. The coding region runs from base 70 to 1161 and encodes 363 amino acids. Gene Ontology annotation, molecular function: cation binding; protein serine/threonine phosphatase activity. Lineage: Eukaryota; Metazoa; Chordata; Actinopteri; Perciformes; Gasterosteidae. Gene Ontology annotation, cellular component: nucleus; cytosol; mitochondrion. The transcript is spliced from 9 exons. The record is from RefSeq and is a predicted model, not a curated record.